UUGUUUCUACUGCUGCAGCUCUGCCUGACACACACAAGCACACGCACAUACACACGCGCGCAAUCACGGGCGCACGCUCGCAUCAGAUUGCACACUGUAAUGACAGCCCGGAUUCCUCUGGUCUCCCUCAGAAUACGACGCUUCCUCUUGAUGUUUGUGGCAAGGCAGCUAUGAGGGCAUCUUGAAAGGGGGAUCAUUCUUUUUGUAUCAAAAUGUAGACUUUAUUUAACUUUUCAUCCUGCCUUUAGCGUUUUCUUUAUUUGGUGUAUUGCUGUUGUGGAUAAAACCAUAGCACAAAAAUAUGAGUUUUGUGCGUGGGAUAUUUUUUUCCUUACGUCAAAAAUAGCCUACAUUCAUGCGUAACUUAAACGCAAUUCUGAAUAUAACUACAAAAGUUAACUAAUCGUGGAUGUAGUCAUGGGGGUAAACUUGAAUUUGCGAUAUCUAAACCAUUAACGUUUGGAUGAAUUGUUUAGCAUGAGAGCAGGUGAGUCAGUCUUCGUGUUUGUCUAGUGAGGCGACGCGCGCAUUGCCCACGGAUAGAACGAAGCCAAGUGUUGGAGAACGGUGAACGGCGCGGUGAACGGCGCAGUGAUCAGCGGUGAUCUGUGCUGGGGAUUACGCCUCCGAACACUGGGGAAAAGCCAGGCACGCCGAUAUGGGUUCUAAGCUGUGUGAUGGACGACUGGCGCACCUCCCACUCCUCCUGCUCCUCGUCCUCCAGGCCCUGCUACUGCUCUGCUCUGGUGAACGCACCUGCCCCCACAGCUGCCGUUGUGAGGGGAAAAUCGUCCAUUGCGAGUCAGCUGGCUUCUCAGAUGUCCCUGAGAACAUCUCAGUGGGCUGCCAAGGCCUCUCUCUCCGCUACAAUGACCUGCACACACUGCUCCCCUACCAGUUUGCCCACCUCAACCAAAUCCUCUGGCUCUACCUGGACCACAACCAGAUCUCUGCUCUAGAUAGCCGGGCCUUCCAGGGGGUCCGCAGGCUUAAAGAGCUGAUCCUCAGCUCCAACAAGAUCUCUCAGCUCCACAACGCCACCUUCCACGGGGUGCCCAACCUCCGCAGCUUGGACCUGUCCUACAACAAGCUGCAGAUGCUGCAGCCGGGGCAGUUCCAUGGCCUGAGGAAGCUGCAGAACCUCCACCUCCGCUCCAACGGCCUCACCAACAUCCCCAUCCGGGCCUUCCUGGAAUGUCGCAGCCUGGAGUUUCUAGACCUGGGCUACAACCAUCUCCGGGCCCUCACAAGGACCACUUUCCUGGGGCUGCAGAGGCUCAUGGAGCUGCACCUGGAGCACAACCAGUUCUCCCGGAUCAACUUCUUUCUGUUUCCACGUCUUGCUAACCUGCGGGGCCUCUAUCUGCAGUGGAACCGCAUCCGAGCAGUCAACCAGGGCCUGCCCUGGAGCUGGCACACGCUGCAGAAACUGGACUUGUCUGGUAACGAGAUCCAGACCCUGGACCCAGCCGUAUUCCACUGCCUGCCCAACCUACAGAUCCUCAAUCUGGAGUCCAACAAGCUGUCCAACGUGUCCCAGGAGGCAGUGUCUGCCUGGAUAUCCCUGACCUCCAUCAGCCUGGCGGGUAACGUGUGGGAAUGUGGGACAGGCAUCUGCCCACUGGUGGCUUGGCUGAGAAACUUUCGAGGCACUAAAGACACCACCAUGAUAUGCAGCAGCCCAAAGCAUCUCCAGGGAGAGAAGAUCAUGGAGGCUACGAGGAACAACGGAAUUUGUGAGGAAACGGACUACUUCCAGACAGAAACUCCUUCCCCGACCCCAGAUUUCAUUGAGACGACACCCGACCCAACCCCUGCUCCCACCAGCCCCCCUCCACCCCUGCCUCCACCUACCACCCUGGUCCCCCUACCCCCACCUCGGCCUCAGCCCCUUCCCCGCCCCACCUUCCCAAGCCGGGUAGGAAUUGACCCUAGAGACUCCCCUCCCAAGGCUCCACCCUCCCUCCGCAGCCUAGUGGUGACUCAGCCCCCAGAGCUGGAGCUCAUGUCCUUCCACAAGGUAGUGGUGGGCAGCGUGGCGCUCUUCUUCUCCAUGUCGCUCAUCCUGACCGUCAUCUAUGUGUCGUGGAGGCGCUACCCGAACGCUGCACGGCUCCUGCAGCAGAGCUCCGUGGUGGGCCGCAAGCGACGGAAAAAGAGCCCCGAGCCAGAGCAGAACCUGAGCUCCCAGCUGCAGGAGUAUUACAUGAGCUACAACCCGGCCGCCACCCCGGAGGGUUUGGAGGUGCUCGGCAACGGGACUGGCUCCUGCACCUGCAUCUCUGGCUCCAGGGAAUGCGAGAAUGAAUACACGUGUCCCCGACCAUUACCUGGAGCUUGGCUUGGAGACGUACCCACCAUUCACUAGAAGAUGUAUGUUUAACCAGCCCAUUGCUAACUUGCAGAGGAAUCAGGCUCUACAACACUACAGCUUCUCCAUUACUGUCUGUUCUGGUCCUACAGUGGCACUCUCUAAACGUCUACAAACACACUUCAAAGUAUACCUCCACGAGCCCAUUGACAAUCUAAUAUAGGAGCAAGAAUGACUUUCAUGAUUUCUAUCACACUGAAUAUUUAUGUUUUCUUUUCUUUUACAAGGUCUCUAUACUCUUUCUGACUGGUUCUCAGCUGCCAUAGGACAGUGUUCAUCCAGCUAUGACCUAGGUUGCUGUUAACGCACUGGCCACUUUAACCCUUUGAUUAGCCAAUUGUGCUAGUCCAGAUUGAGGGGGGUUGAAACACUUCGCGUCUGCAGCACCUCUCUGACCGUUGCCAUGGAAACUUGGGACUCUGACUUGGCGUGUGACACAAUGGGCAGUGGAACCCUGUCACUCUGCUGGAGGCUGGCGACGUGGAAAUGGGCUGUGGAGCUUACGGAACAUUACAGCUAAUGAAGGUGACAAGUGACCGCCCAGACAUUUCACCGUGAAGUUUCAGCCAUGCAAUCUCCAUGAUUUUUCUUUGCUGUUGAACAACCCGUUAUUUGCAGCUGUGGUUUCAAAAAAUAUUCAUUAUUUCUAUUCCGUCAAGAUGGCUUCAAAAUAAGCUAUUCUCUGAUUUGCGGCUCAGAAGUAUUUAUGUGUAUUUUGUUUGCUUUACAAGUUUACAGCGUGCACCUGUCUGUUGAGUAAUAUUUGAGUUAAGCUGUCAUUGUUCAUCUAGUCCCCUGGGGAGCUGGAGGUAGUUUUCUAAAAAGUCUAGUCUGGAGAACAACUGAUCCUCUUGCCAAUCACACCUGGUGGAGGACUCAAUCUAUCCCCAGACACACAGACAACUGUAAUUACACACCUUGGCCCAUAAUCAGGACAGGAAAUAAAAUAAAAAGUAAAACUGUGUCUCAAACUUCUCAACUGUAGUAUAUGACUAUUUCAAGAACAGAAAAUAUACCAUCUUUCUCUGACAACAAAAGCCUUUAGGGGUGGGUGUUUUGAGUGUCUCUGGGCUCCAUUCAGUCAGCGUGAUUGAAAUUUAAAGGCAAUUUUCCCACGUUAGUGUAGACUGCAUUCACGGUAAACGCUGCAUAUGUCGGCUUAAUCGUAAAUUACCUUUACAUUUUCAUUGUGCAAUCUGUAACGCUUCAGCAAUACAGAUUGAAUCCAGCCUUCUGUCUCGUGGGGACUGGGGAGGACUCUAUCUGUGGUUGUUCUGUCACAUUAAGAGAGGACCAGAGGAUUUCACAGUGAAACCAUUUCAAAGCAGAGUUCCCUCUGGGGUAAUACUCACUGAUAUGAGACUAUUGCCAUAGGGUCAGAGCACUAGAGGGAUGGAUGUUCUUUAUCCAAUCAGCUCUUUUGUUUGUGUGUGUGUGUGUGUGUGUGUGUGUGUGUGUGUGCGUUCGUUCAGUGGAAAGAUGAACGUUCCAGAGAGGAUUCCUCGGAUUCCUCUGUAAUCUUUGAAGAUGGACGAAGCCUCAACUCUCUCCUGUUCUUAUAGUACUACAGUGCUCUUCUGCCAAAUCAACGUGCGUGUCUGUGUGGGUGGGUGUGUGGGUAUGUGUGUAUCUGUAGUGUGUCUUCAUGCAUGAGUGUGUUUGCAUUUCUUGAUAGUGUGUUUGAGCAAGAUACAGUAUUAUGUACGUGUGCCACAAAUACAGUUCAUGCCACUUCUAACAACUUAUGAGUAACGCUGAAUACAUGUGACAACAUCAAGGAUAUGUCAAAUCCCAUUUAACACUAGAACCGCUGGGCUUCUCAGCAUACAAGUACACUCCAUAGGAGAACCCUUAGAAGAACCCUUUUUGGUUCCAGAUAGAACCCUUUUGGGUUCCAUGUAAAACCAUUUCCACAUGGAACUCAAACGAGUUCUACCAGGACAAAAAGUGUUUUCCUAAGGGGACAGCUGAAGAAGCCUUUUUUUUUUUAAGUGUACCCGCUAGAGAACUGUGACCCAUUGAGAUUCAUCUACUGUGUUGUUAUCAACCUAAAUACCUGUAAAUACCAACAUAAAAACUACUUCAACAUGUAUUUUAAAUACAUUUUAUCAAUUAGAUUAGUAGUGAGUAAUAGAAUCCAUUAUCAGAUAAUUUUUUUACAAAGGACAUUUAAACAUUCUGACAGCUGAGCAAUGUAAAAUACAAAUAUUAAGGGAAAGUCGGCGAUGAAGCAGGAUGUUGCUUUAUUUUAAUUACAAAAUCAAACGGCAGUGGGCGUUGCCCUUUGGCAGUUCUAGUGUUCAAAGGAUGUAUUACAUUUCAGUGUGUGUGUGCUUGUGUGUACAGAGAGAUUGAGAGGGAUGGGGGAGUCAUUAGUUUCACCUGUUUUGUUCUUCGUAUGUGUUCAAAAUGGGGUUAAGCUUGGAGGUGUUUUCCUCGUCAAAAGAGUAUUAAUGGAUUUCUACACUGAAAAGAUAACUAUUUUGUACUGUAUAUUUCUGCUUUCUCCCCCCGAACAUUUUAUAAUUAACUGUACUAUUUGUUCACUGAAAACUGUUCUGUUUUAUAAUGAAAAUGAUGUCUGAGUCAAUGGUGAGCAAUAUAAAUUGAUAAAAUGGAAAUGUCAUUGAUCCUUUUUUCUACCAUACUGUAAUGGAAACCAUAUACAUUUGUUACGGAGCUGUUCUCCAGCAUAUGGAUUUUCAGGGUGUACAUUAAAUAAUAAAACUGAAGGAAACGUGAGCAUGAGCACACCAA
Molecule: messenger RNA, 5128 nt
Organism: Salmo salar (Atlantic salmon)
Lineage: Eukaryota; Metazoa; Chordata; Actinopteri; Salmoniformes; Salmonidae
Gene: lrrtm4l1
Product: leucine rich repeat transmembrane neuronal 4 like 1
Molecular function (GO): protein binding
Source: RefSeq, a predicted model, not a curated record